This is a messenger RNA of Impatiens glandulifera, 900 nucleotides long. Its product is annotated as desiccation-related protein PCC13-62. Bases 1 to 894 code for a protein of 297 amino acids. The transcript has 3 exons. The record is from RefSeq and is a predicted model, not a curated record. NCBI's taxonomy places the organism in Eukaryota, Viridiplantae, Streptophyta, Magnoliopsida, Ericales, Balsaminaceae.
AUGAGAAUCCUCUCUCUUUUGAUCUGUUUCCUCUUCUUCUUUUCACCUACUUCAUCUCAAGAAGAAACCGGAGUUUCAAAUUCAGAUUUAGAUAUUUUGGAAUUCCCUUUAAAUUUGGAGUAUUUGGAAGCUGAGUUCUUCCUUUGGGGAGCUUUGGGAUAUGGGUUGGACGGAGUUGCUCCGGAACUCGCCGGCGGCGGUCCGGUUCCGGUGGGUGCCCAAAAGGCAAUGUUGGAUUCUUUCACUAGAGAUGUUAUUCUCCAGUUUGGUUAUCAAGAAGUCGGCCACUUGAGGGCAAUAAAGAGUACGGUGAAGGGAUUUGCGAGGCCAUUGUUGAAUCUAAGUGCAGAAACAUUUGGAGAAGCUAUGAACAGUGCUGUGGGGAAGACACUAUCGCCGCCAUUUGAUCCGUACGCUAAUUCAAUUAACUUUUUGUUGGCUUCCUAUGUUGUGCCUUAUGUUGGAAUGACUGGUUAUGUUGGUGCCAAUCCCAAAUUAGAAACUUCCAUCGCUAAAAAGCUUGUGGCGGGACUAUUGGCGGUGGAAUCAGGGCAAGAUGCGGUCAUCCGAACCCUGCUAUAUCGGCACUCUCGGUCUCUUGUUAAGCCAUAUGGGUUAACAGUGGCAGCAAUCACACGUCGAAUUUCAAGGUUCAGAAACAAGCUUGGAGGUGCUGGUGUCAAAGACGAAGGUUUGAUAGUCUCCACUAUUCGAGGUGCGGAAAGAAAGACUCGCGGAAAUGUUCUUGCAGGUGAUUGGAAUUCUCUUGGAUUCGACCGAACACCUGAGGAAAUAUUGAGGAUUGUUUAUGGUAGCGGAAACGAGAGUAUCCCAGGAGGGUUCUAUCCAAAUGGAGGCGAUGGCCAUAUUGCCCAAUCAUAUUUACUAGAAUAAAAAGUU